Molecule: messenger RNA, 4389 nt
Organism: Cordyceps fumosorosea ARSEF 2679
Lineage: Eukaryota; Fungi; Ascomycota; Sordariomycetes; Hypocreales; Cordycipitaceae
Exons: 3
Coding region: 1-4389 (1462 amino acids)
Source: RefSeq, a predicted model, not a curated record
AUGCAGCACAUGGCUGGCGCUGGCCACAUGGUGUCCCAGCAACAACAACAACAACAACAACAACAACAACAGAUGCGGAUGCAACAGCAGCAUGUCCCAGCCGGCACCCCGCACGGUACAACUAUUCUCGCCCGACUCUCCAACACACCGGUUCCCCCGCGAGAUUGGCACGCUGGCGUUACUAUGAAUGACCGCGUUGGCAGGACCUUUGAACUUUUCUCCAAUGUUCAACUUGGUCCCGGAGUCAACCCAGCGCGCGCCUUGGAAAUGUCUAUUAAUUAUGAAAUUCAAACCUUCAAAACUUCCCAGUCCAAGGAUCACUAUAUGGGCCAAAUGAACCAAAAAAUCCAGGACUUCUUCAGAAGGCGCCAAGAAAACACUAACACUCUACAAAACAGCCUCGACGCUAAUGCACAAGCCCAGGCUGCCCUCAACCUGCAACAACAGAUGAAUCGUGGCUUUGGUCCCCAACAGGGCUUUCCUGGCAUGAACCAGGCCAUGCAGGGCCAGCAGAGGCCCAACCAGCAACAGAUGCUCCAGUUGCAGCAGCAGCAGCAGCAGCAGCAGAUGGCCGCAACCAUGGGCAUGGCCCAUCAAGCAGGUCGUGGCAUGGCCGGCCCAGGUCAGCAAUUCGCCAUGGGCCCCGGCGGCCCUGGGCAACGUCCUGGCGGCAACAUGAGUUUUGAUAACCUCCCCCCGGCCGACCGUGAAAAGGUUCUCCAGCUUGCCGGGAAACUUUUCAGCCAGGCGUCCGAGAGCACUAGGAAUCAGAUCCGCAAUCAGCUCCGAAGCAAAAUGGCUGCCCAGAAUCCAAGUCUUCUGGCCCAGGGCCGUGAUCCCUGCAUGAUGUACUUCCAACAGCAAGCCUUUCAGCUACUCGCCAGGCAGGCCGCCGCAAGCAGAGCCAGCCAGGCUGCUAACAUGAUGCCUCAGCAAGCUGCCAUGAUGCAGCAGCAGAAUAGCCAACAGCGGGCCAACAACAUGAUGCCUAAUGGUCAGCCCGCCGGCCAUGACUUUUCUCAAUUCGGCCCCAGCAUGGAGAGUAUCAAGGACCAGCAGAUGAGCGGCCUCAUCGCCCAGCAAGCCGGCCAGAUGGUCGUCCCUGCUAGCGGUGCCACUCGACAUCCCACGCCUCAACCGGGUAACCCGGCCAUGGUCGGCCAAGGCCAGAAUCAGACACCCCGCCAAGGCCAGCAGCCAGGUCAACAGCAGCAGCAGCAACAGCAGCAGCAGCAGCAACAACAACAGCAACAGCAGCAGCAGCAACAGUUGAAGCUGAACCAGGCCUCGCAGCAAGCCCAGGCUGCUCAAAUGAAGCAGAUGCACAGCCAGCAGGGUAUGAUUAUGGACCAAAAUCAGAGCCCCGGUAUAAACCCUGCCGCCAACCGUGGGCCAAAUGCCGUACAUCCCAUGGGAACCCCCAACAAUCAGCAUGGUAACAUGCCCUUUGGCAACCUCCCGCUCAAUCAAAGGUUCCAAGGCAAUGCGAACUUGCAGGCCAUGGUGAUGGCCAUGGCUUCUGGCAUGACCCAAGAGCAGCAACACAGUCUGAGCCAGCUUCAAGAUGAGAAAAUAGUGGAGGUGGUGCGCAGGUGGGCUCUAGCACAGCGUCAACGCAGCCAAAUAGGGGGCGCAGCUCCUUUACAGCAGCAGCAAAAUCAGCUGAAUCCAAACCUAGCCGGCGCAGCUCUCCAAGGAGCGAUGCAGCAGCAGCAGCAGCAGCAGCAGCCGCCGCCUAACGUUGCAAAUCCAAACGGCAUGCCUCCACAAGGACAAGGUGUUAUGAGUGGUCUACAACAACAACAAGCGGACAGCCUGGAUAUACCACCCCAGCUCCGUAAGAAUCUCCCCCACAUGCCACCUGAGGUCAAGAAAUGGCGUGACCUUAAGAUCUGGCUAAACACGACCAACACUGUUCCUCUGCAAACCAAGCAAGCUCUUGUUCAAAUGCAAAAAGUGCAUUGGUCGCAGACUUACGGGCGUAUGACCCCCUACCAGCAACGCUUCAGCCAGCAGCACAACCAGCAGCAGCAGCAACAGCAGCAACAGCAAGGUCAGCAACACGACCCACUUCAAACUCUUCAGCAAAGCCAGCAACCCCUUCAAUUAGCCCAACAGCAGCCACAGGGCCAGCGGCCACAACCGCAGCCGCAGCCGCAGCAGCAGCCGCAGCAACAGCAGCAGCCGCAGAUGAUGAACGGCGGCAUGAACAUGGUCAACAUGGCUCCCAAUAUGCCCAACUUUUCUCAUCAACAGCUGCAGCAAGUCACGCUACAAGAGAUUCAACAAUUCCGGAACAGGGUGCCUCAAUUGGCAAACGCUCCUGACGAGAAAAUCCGUCUGAUGGUCAUGGGUAUGAAGCAGCGCAGUCAGAUGCAGAAUGGGCUUAUGCGAGCUCCCAAUCAAGGCCUCGGACCUCAGAAUCCCAUGGCCGGAGCAACUGCUGCACAGACCGCUCAGCAGCAGAUCCAACCUCCUCAGCAGCAGGAGACGACUCGCCAGCAGCCUCAACCACCUCAGCAGCAAGCCGGCACAAUGUCCAGCGGCAUGGCUCCGGCCCAGGCUGCAGCUGCCAAACAGCAGCCGACGCCUCAACAACCGGUCAAAAGCCUCAAGCGGCCAAGCACUGAUGAUGACGCUGCUGAGGAUAACGCCGCCAAUGCUAGCAGCGCCGCCGCCACCUCCACCACUGCGCCGACGAACCCAGCCGGCGCUAGACCCAACAGCGCCGCCUCCGGUCCCAAGAGGCUCCCACCGCAGCUCUCAGCUCAGCAAAUUGCCAACAUGUCUCCGGAGAAUAAAGCCAAGUACGAGGCGUUUCUCAGGCAUCAGAUGGCCAGCAAAGACGGCGUACCAGCCGCCGCUAUACAGCCAACCGCUGAGUCGAUCAAUCGCCUUAAAGUCAUUGGCCAAGAAGCGGCGCGCCAGCUCGCGCAGGAACCGAUGCCCGACAUUCCGAUGAGUCCUCAAGAACUGGAGGAGACUGGUGCGAAGCUGAAACGGAUCGUAAACGAUAUGAGGAAAGUUGGACGUCCUCUCACCAAGUGGUUCGCCAUCACCGGAGAUGAGGGGCGUGCGAGUAUGUUCUUCAAAUUCCGUCAGCGUCUAAUCAGGCAAUUUGCCGACGGUGACGCCAUGUCGGUUCUUCGCGAAUCGUUCAGCAUGCGAUCCUCAGACCUAGAGCAAGCUAGAGCUAUGCUGGAAAGCAUGGCCCGAGAUCUUCACGCGGCUGCCAAGGCUGGCUUCAUGAAGGGGCAGAGCAGUCAGACGCAGCCCGGCCAAGCGGGUCAGCAGGCACCCCCGAACAGCAGCAGCAACGAUCAGUCGUCGACAGUGGCACCACUAAACGCAAGAAACCUAGAAAAGAACUCGCAAGCGCUCAACCGGCAAAAGGGCAAGUCCGCAGCAAAUCAGCCCCCUCCGGCACCGACGGUGGCUCAGGCACCCGGCUUCCCGACAAACGCAUCGUCCCCGCACGGCAAUCCCAGCUAUAUGAGCAAGGCUAAGGAUAUGAACCUCCAGAUCCCGCCGCGCAAGAAGCAAAAGGUGGCACAGCAACCCGGGCAGGCCGCCAACACACCAUCGCCGCGGGCCGCCAAGCUGGCGUCGCCUGAAAUGAAGCGGGCGCCAGAGCCAGCUGCAAAGCCGGUGUUUCUGUGUCGUGAAUCAGGCUGCGACCUGCCCACUGUCGGUUUUGCUACGGAACAGUUGUUGAAGCAGCAUGUUGAGGAGGAGCAUGUCAAGCCAAAGGAAGACCCGGCCAAGUUUACGCAGGAGAGCCUAGCGUUGGCGAUUGGGCUAGAGCCGGACGGUACGCCAAAGAAGCAUAGCGGAGAGGCGGCGCCGGCAAUGAUUCCGUCUGGCUCGAAGCAAGGACAAGGGCCCACGGCGAUGAAGAGAUCUAGCAGCGCGCUGAGCCGAGCACAGGCCAGUGGGCGGGUUGAGAACGGAACGCCCAAGACAACGCCAGCGGAACCGAUGACACCCGGAUCGGUAGAUGUGUGGGCGGGGUCGGAACUUGACCAGCAAGCGCUGCUGAGCAACAUGGGGUUUGAGAGCGGGGCGCUACGGACGGUGAUUAAUGAGGCUCGGCUGUUUCGUUCGCUGACACCCAACGACACGCCUGAGUCAAGCAAGGAUAGCGGUGCGAGCGAGCCCAGCAGUGACAUUUCGGAGGGUACGGCGCUGGACAUUGACAUGAGGUGGCAGAAUCUGGGCCCGGAUCUACUGCUGGACAUGGGCAAUGGGGAUGGAUCUUUGACGCUGGAUCCGUCUCUCCUUCUGGACCCUUUGGCAGGGCCCGCUCCGGACUGGGACGACGUGACUGUCGAUUUUGACAAGCCGUUUCAGUUUGACACGAGCCGUUAUUAUUUCAAUACGGAGUCGUAA